Molecule: messenger RNA, 711 nt
Organism: Closterium sp. Naga37s-1
Lineage: Eukaryota; Viridiplantae; Streptophyta; Zygnematophyceae; Desmidiales; Closteriaceae
Source: the annotation of a GenBank genome assembly
AUGGCAUCCGCCACGUCAGCGCUCCACCUCUCCCCCGUCGCCACCUCUGCGCAUCAACGUCCCUCCCCCUCUUCCUCCCUCCCCGCCCCCGCAUCCCGCGUCUCCGCCGUCUCCCUCUGCUCCCGCCCAGUCCUUCCCUCCCGCUUCCGCCGCAGCAGCCGUCUGCCAGUAGCGAUUGGGACUGUAUCAAAGGCGUCUCAUGGCACUCGAAGAUUCCGGUGCGAGGUUGCGAGCAGCGGCGACGCGACGUCGCCCUCCUCCUCGUCGUCGCCGCCAGAACCGGCGGCCACAGCAACCCCAGCAGCAGCGGCGGGUGGAGCGAAGAGCCACGCGUUCAUCCACGACUUCUGCUUCGGCAUCACAUUCGGAGCGGCAGCAGCAGUGGCGGGCGUGGCAUGGUUCCUGCUCACCAAGAGCACGGACGCCCUGCGCGUGACAGCGCUGUUCGGCGCCACCAUUGCGCUGGGCGGAGUGGGCAGCCUGAGGGCGUGGCGCAAGGGGCAGUCCAGCACACCGUACAUCCUCGGCCAAGCAGUGCUCGCUGCUGUCCUGGAAUACCAGGCAUUCGUGCGCCUGCAAGUGACGGGUGCUAUUUUCCCGUUGGGUCUUGGCAUGGCGGUCAGUGCUGCCAUGGUGCUGUUCUAUAUUUACGUGAUUUUGGCGGGUGGCAAUCCUCCCCCCAAGAAGAAGGCAGCAACUGCUGCUGCUUAG